Hippocampus zosterae (dwarf seahorse) is the source of this 1414-nucleotide messenger RNA. RefSeq names its product forkhead box protein N2. The transcript is spliced from 5 exons. Gene Ontology annotation, biological process: regulation of DNA-templated transcription. Gene Ontology annotation, molecular function: cis-regulatory region sequence-specific DNA binding; DNA-binding transcription factor activity. Lineage: Eukaryota; Metazoa; Chordata; Actinopteri; Syngnathiformes; Syngnathidae. Gene Ontology annotation, cellular component: nucleus. The record is from RefSeq and is a predicted model, not a curated record. The coding region runs from base 233 to 1339 and encodes 368 amino acids.
CAGUGUUUAGUGACGCUGAGCGAUGUAAGCGGGAGCGCGCACGCCUGUCUGCCGGGAACCCGCCGGCUGCUAAGCGUCCUUUUCGGUUCCCGUGGCAACCCAAACCACAAGUCAAAGCACACGGAACAAGAAAGGGAGAGCUACAGAGGGGUUGCGGUUCAAAAUUUCGGGUCUCCUAAAUCCACCUUGAACCCUGACAAAGACGAAUCUUGACGGGCCGCAAGGAAGUUGAAUGAUGGAGAACCUAUGCCACACCCUAGCGCCGUUGUCCCCGUGUCCCGCCGAUUUCGGGGGGCCCUUGUCUCCCUCUUGUCACAUGACCUCCCUUCCCCUGUCGCCCAUCUCCUUCCCUCCGUCGCCGACCAUGGCCGAGUCCCUCACAUCUUCCUCCUCAUCUUCCUCCUCUUCAUCCUCCUCGUGCUCUCCCCUUUCAAACUGCAUGGCAUCCCAACACCUGGAGGGUUCCCUGAACACGUGGGACCAGGAUGACCUGACGUGCCUCAGUUGGCUGCACCAAAGGGGCAACCUUCUCCCUCUCCAGCCACUCCCCAAAGCCACCCGACCUCAGCCCAGAGGGGAGUCCGGACGGGAUCCCGCCUCGACCAAGCCACCGUACUCUUUCAGCAGCCUGAUUUUCAUGGCCAUAGAGGAGUCGGUGGACAAGAGGCUGCCGGUGAAGGACAUCUACGGCUGGAUCAUGGACAAGUUCCCCUACUACAGGACAGCCAGCGCGGGAUGGAGGAACUCAGUCAGGCACAAUCUGUCUUUGAGCAAGAGCUUCUGCCGCAUGGAGAGGGAAAAAAGUCAGUCGGCGGGGAAAGGAUCUCUGUGGCGCGUGAAUCCAGAUCAUCGAGCGGCACUGCUAGAAGUUCUUCGGAAGACGCACGCCUACCACAGCAACAGCACCAGCCUCAUAAAUCAACCUGCCCUGUUGGAAGGUGUGGACUAUGGCGUGUCUGUAGUGUGUGACUCCAUGGAAAUGUCAGAUUGCCUCCCUCACACACUGAUGCUGUCUGCCCCAUCGCCCGACACCCCCAGCCGGGAUAAUCCUGCUUUCUCUGAACACCCGGAUUUCCCCUUGACCCCAGAGCAUGAGGAGCUAGUGGCCAUUGAGCCAGUGGAAUACCAAGCGGAGGAUCUGAGCGGGGACUUGAGCAAAGACCCACUGGCCGACAGCGGCUACAUCGAGUUGCACUACUACCAGUCUCCCGAGUACCAGUACCUGGUCUUACCCGAUGACACCGAGUUGGACCUGGAGACGGUGGAGAUCCUACAGCUGGACACUGAGGCACAGGAGGCAGCUGGUUCGCUGCUGGAUUUAGCGGGGAGUGGGUGUUAAGAGCCUUUUUGGUCAUCACUGUAUCCUUGUCGGCACCAACGUCACUGCCCAAUGAUUGCAAAACUUGUAUUUUUU